AUGAGGGAUCUUUCUGAUGUCAAGGCUUGUCUUCGAAAAAAGCAUCUUCAUCAACUACGUGCACUUGCAAAAAGUGAUCCCGCAUUUAUGCAAAGUGAGUCUGCAAAGCUGUGCUCAAUAUUGUACGAACGCGUUCAAGCACUGAGAAAAUUACGGCCAGCAAAAUCCUUGCUGCUCCUUUGCGCCUUUUUGCCUCUUUACUAUGAGGUAGACCUCCAACCGCUUUUCCGCCGUCUUUGGCGAGAGAUGCAGAGUGUGGACGUGCCUAAUAUUAAGAUAUUUGUUCCACUGGUGCUUUUGCCGUGGGAAGGUUCCAAUUUCGCCACCACCACCUCUAUUCCGUUAUGGCAGCGGCCAUGGGAAACGGCUGCGGCACGGUUUUCGAGUGCCAUGUUGCUUGUUGAAGUCUUUGAUGAGGAAGACCUGAGGAACUCGUUUGAGAAGCGUGGUCGAUACCAACUGACGGAACCAAAAAGUGAGGUCAUAGACGAGCUUUUCUGCACAGACGUGGGUGCAAGAAGCGAAAAGGAUUAUUAUCCUCGUCAUUUUAUCGCAUGCGAUGAUUACGAUGUGUUGUUUCCAGAGUGCGAAAAGCCCGCUAAUUUAAUUGAACAGAAGCGGCUUUUGGUCGGCUCGGAAAACCCUGGAUGGAUGCUGGUGUUGGCACCCGGUGUUUUGUUUGACAGCAUUGGUGGCAGGCUUGGAAAGGGCGGAGGCUACUACGAUCGAUUUCUUCAAUACAGUCGGGAAGCGGCGGCAGAUGCGGUGGUGUCAUGGGGUGUCGGUAUGGAGAUGCAAUUGAUGCCAGAGGGGACUAAUUUGCCUGUUUGCACGCAUGACGCGUCAGGGGGUGGCACUCGGGAUUCCCCUCUGGAUGCCGUGGUCACGCCUGCCGGGUUUGUGCGUUGCGCACAGCAGGUGUAA
Molecule: messenger RNA, 924 nt
Organism: Trypanosoma cruzi
Lineage: Eukaryota; Euglenozoa; Kinetoplastea; Trypanosomatida; Trypanosomatidae
Exons: 1
Coding region: 1-924 (307 amino acids)
Biological process (GO): tetrahydrofolate interconversion; folic acid-containing compound biosynthetic process
Cellular component (GO): mitochondrion
Molecular function (GO): 5-formyltetrahydrofolate cyclo-ligase activity
Source: RefSeq, a predicted model, not a curated record